AUGGGCUCAUGUCAGAGCAAUGAAAAUGCGGAAGGAAACGCACGAAACAAGGAGAUCGAGAAGCAGUUGAAUGCCGACAAAAGAGCUGGAAGCAGUAUUGUCAAGCUUCUUUUGCUUGGAGCCGGAGAAUGCGGAAAAUCCACUGUGCUCAAGCAGAUGCAGUACGUUCAUUGUAAUUUCUUUGUCGUUACCCCCGAACCCUCUUUGUAGAAUCUUGCACAGCAAUGGUUUCACGGAAGAAGAGGUAAACGAGAAACGAGCCAUUGUCUAUAACAACACGGUGUCUGCGAUGUGUACAAUAUUGAAAGCCAUGGACGGCAUAUUACAUUUACCUCUGGAGAAUGGCCAAAAGGAGAGCGAGAAGGCUAUCGUUUUGCGAGUCCAAGAGGCCGGAGAAGAGAGUGAAGCUUUGACUGAUGAGGUCUCGAAGGCGAUACAGUCUUUAUGGAGUGAUCCUGGUGUCAAGAAGGCUUUUGAAAUGCGCAGCGAGUACCAGCUUCCUGACUCGGCUAAAUAGUAGGGUUAUCGUCUGAGCCCACUGAAGCAAAACGUGUCUUUUCCAGUUUUCUUGAUAAUUGUCAGCGCAUUUCUGAAGCUGGGUAUCGACCGAACGACCAAGAUAUACUGUACUCGAGAGUUGCUACCACUGGAGUCGUGGAAGUGAAGUUCAAAAUCAAGGAGCUCGACUUCCGGUUGGUAUACUUUUUUUCCUUUUCCUGAUCGGUUUCUUCCUUCUCCCGUCUUUUCCCAUGCUCGUCAACAGCAGUAAACAUCACCAUGGUUACUCAUUUCUUGAGUGAAUUUAAUUUGGUGUGCAUGUUGUCGGUGAAAGAGGGCAGAAAAGGUGAUGUGCGAGCAGAUUUUAAAUAAUGAAAUUGCAGUGUGUUUGACGUGGGAGGCCAGCGAUCAGAACGAAGAAAGUGGAUCCAUUGUUUUGAUAACGUCGAGUCUAUUAUUUUUAUCACAGCUAUUUCGGAGUAUGAUCAAGUUCUUUUUGAAGAUGAAACUACGGUAAACGAAGCCAUGUUUUCCAGCCCAAUAAUCGUUUUCUAGAACCGAAUGAUCGAGUCUAUGCAGUUGUUCAACUCUAUUUGUAACUCGACCUGGUUCCUUUCAACCGCAAUGAUCCUUUUCAUGAAUAAAAAGGAUUUGUUCAUGGAGAAGAUUCAAAGAGUCAACAUUACGACUGCGUUCCCGGAUUAUGAAGGCGGUCAGAACUAUGAAGAAGCGGUUCAAUUCAUCAAAAUGAAGUUUUCUGAGCUCAACUUGAAUCCGGAUAAAAAGACAAUUUACAUGCAUGAGACUUGUGCGACUGAUACAAAUCAGGUGAUACAAAUCCAUGAAUUGAUUAAAAUUCUAAUCUAUUUCAUCUUCCAGGUACAACUUGUCAUUUCCAGUGUUAUUGAUACAAUUAUUCAAAAGAAUUUACAAAAAGCCGGAAUGAUGUGA
Messenger RNA from Caenorhabditis sp. 36 PRJEB53466, 1449 nucleotides. NCBI's taxonomy places the organism in Eukaryota, Metazoa, Nematoda, Chromadorea, Rhabditida, Rhabditidae. The record is from the annotation of a GenBank genome assembly.